Messenger RNA from Erigeron canadensis, 2270 nucleotides. Its product is annotated as very-long-chain aldehyde decarbonylase CER1. Lineage: Eukaryota; Viridiplantae; Streptophyta; Magnoliopsida; Asterales; Asteraceae. The transcript is spliced from 10 exons. The record is from RefSeq and is a predicted model, not a curated record. Gene Ontology annotation, molecular function: oxidoreductase activity; iron ion binding. The coding region runs from base 76 to 1944 and encodes 622 amino acids. Gene Ontology annotation, biological process: lipid biosynthetic process.
UAUAUUGUAGAUACCUAAAUUAAUCUCUCAAUCCCUUCGAUCUUAUUCUUUUUCAUUCCGAAAAGCUAGCCACCAAUGGCUACUACUCCUGGAUUUCUCACUGAUUGGCCAUGGAAAUCACUUGGCAGCUUUAAGUACGUGGUACUGGCUCCAUGGGUCGUCAAGAGUACAUACGACUUUGUGACUGCAGAUGCUAAUGAUCGAGAUUAUGGACUAGUGUUAAUUUUCCCCUUUCUCUUAUUUCGAAUGCUGAACAACCAAUUAUGGAUUUCACUAUCUCGUUACAAAACGGCUAAAGGCAAAAACAGGAUCGUCAACAAGACUAUCGAGUUUGAACAAGUUGAUCGUGAAAGAGAUUGGGAUGAUCAAAUAAUAUUCAACGGGCUAUUGUACUAUGUGGGACUUUAUUCGUUAGCCGAAGCUAGACAUAUACCUUUUUGGAGGCUAGAUGGAGUGAUCAUUGUAACUUUGCUACAUACCGGUGUCGUCGAAUUUCUCUACUAUUGGCUCCAUAGAGCGCUCCACCACCAUUAUCUCUACAGUCGCUAUCAUUCUCAUCAUCAUUCGUCGAUUGUCACCGAGCCCAUCACAUCUGUCGUUCAUCCGUUUGGAGAACACAUAGCCUACUUCACACUAUUUGCGAUACCAUUAUUGACCAUAACCUUAACAAAGACAGCGUCAAUAGUUGCAUUUGCUGGCUAUGUGACCUACAUUGAUGUCAUGAACAAUAUGGGCCAUUGCAAUUUUGAGUUAAUCCCAAAAAUAGCUUUCUCCAUUUUCCCUCCUCUCAAGUACAUCAUGUAUACUCCAUCGUAUCACUCUCUCCACCAUACUCAAUUCAGAACAAACUAUUCACUCUUCAUGCCAUUCUACGACUAUGUUUAUGGCACACUUGACAAAUCUACCGACACAUUGUACGAAAGAUCACUUGAACAAAAAGAAGAAUCACCAAAUGUGGUACAUUUGACACAUCUAACAACACCCGAAUCCAUUUACCAUCAAAGGCUUGGUUUUGCUUCCUUGGCUUCGAAACCUUACACUGCUCCCAAAUGGUACUUGCGGAUGCUAUGGCCCGUGACGAUAUCAUCUAUGAUCAUCACUUGGAUUUAUGGCAAAACUUUUGUGGUCGAAAGAAACAUUUUCAACAACCUCAUUGUUCAAACUUGGGCCAUACCAAAAUACAAAAUACAAUAUUUCAUGGAAUGGCAAAGAGAGGCCAUCAACGGCUUGAUCGAGGAAGCAAUACUAGAAGCCGAUAGGAAAGGUGCCGAGGUCUUAACUCUUGGUCUACUCAAUCAGGCGGAUGAGCUAAACAGAAGCGGCGAGCUAUUCAUAAGAAGGAAUCCAAAAUUGAAAGUGAAGGUGGUGGAUGGGAGUAGCUUAGCAGUUGCAGUGGUUUUGAAUAGCAUUCCUAAAGGCACAACUGAAGUUGUUAUAAGGGGCAACUUUAACAAGGUUGCUUACUCCCUUGCCCUAGCUCUAUGCCACAAGGGAAUUCAGGUUGCAAUAGCUAGACAAGGGGAUUAUCAAAAGGUUAAAUCAGAGUUGGAAUCAAUCGAAAAUCAAGACAAGCUGAUUCUUUCAAGAACAUACUCACAGAAGGUUUGGUUGGUGGGAGAUGGAUUAAGCAAAGAAGAAGAGUUGAAGGCAUCAAAAGGAACACUAAUCAUUCCUUACUCUCAAUUUCCACCAAACAAAGCACACAAGGAUUGCUUUUACAAUACCACUCCUGCCAUGUUAACUCCUAAACAUCUUGAAAAUGUUGACUCUUGUGAGAAUUGGUUGCCAAGAAGGGUGAUGAGUGCAUGGAGAAUAGCUGGGAUAUUGCAUGGCUUAGAGAAAUGGAAUGUGAAUGAAUGUGGAAAUGAGAUGUUCGACAUUGAUAGAAUUUGGCAAGCAAGUCUUCAACAUGGCUUUACUCCUCUCACCAAAUCACUAAACUAGAAAAACUACUAUUUUUUUUUACUUGAUCGAGAGUACUUGGGUUAAUCUGUUUUUACAGCACGGUUAAACAUAUAAACUUAAUGAUAUGGGACAGACAAAUAUUAUGCAAAUUCGUAUUACUUUUAUAUGCUACAUGAUGCAUGUGUUCGUAUGCGUGUGUUGUUCAUAAAUAAGGUCUAUGUUUUCUUGAAUUAUUAAAAUUUGUGACUUUGUAUUCUGUACGCUGUGACGUUCUAUAUUUAGUAAGAAGGGCCGGAUACGAACCUGUGCAAGUUAAGCAAAAUGUACAUGGCCCAUUAUCCUAAAAGAGCCCAAAUUUUUUCGAU